This is a messenger RNA of Capsella rubella, 1179 nucleotides long. Its product is annotated as peroxidase 70. The coding region runs from base 46 to 1044 and encodes 332 amino acids. Gene Ontology annotation, cellular component: plasmodesma; plant-type cell wall. Gene Ontology annotation, biological process: response to oxidative stress; hydrogen peroxide catabolic process. The record is from RefSeq and is a predicted model, not a curated record. Gene Ontology annotation, molecular function: peroxidase activity; heme binding. The transcript is spliced from 3 exons. NCBI's taxonomy places the organism in Eukaryota, Viridiplantae, Streptophyta, Magnoliopsida, Brassicales, Brassicaceae.
ACAUAUAUGCACCAUUUGGUUAAAAACUAAUUAGAAGAAACCAAAAUGGGAAGUGUUACAAAUUAUAAUCCUCGCUGCGUUAUCUUACUUUUAUUCACUGUCCUAGCCGCGACUGCAACCAAACACAGGAACAAUUUCCUCCCAAGGCCUCGGCUCGGGUAUUACGGUAGUUCAUGCUGGAAUGUAGAAUCGAUAGUGCGGUCUGUGGUGCAGUCUAACUAUUUUGCUAAUCCAGCCAAUGCUCCGGGGGUUUUGCGUAUGCACUUUCACGAUUGUUUCGUCCAAGGCUGUGACGCCUCCAUUCUCCUUGCCGGACCUAACUCUGAGAGAACGGCGAUACCAAAUCUAUCGUUGAGAGGCUUUAAUGUCAUCGAAGAAGCUAAAACUCAGCUUGAGAUCGCUUGUCCUCGAACAGUCUCUUGUGCUGAUAUUCUCUCACUCGCUGCACGUGACUUCGUCGUUUUGGCUGGUGGACCAUGGUGGCCAGUUCCAUUGGGACGACUCGAUGGUAAGGUUUCGCUAGCCUCGAAUGUCAAUUUGCCCGGACCAACCGACUCCGUUGCCCUGCAGAGGCAAAUGUUCUCGGCUAAAAAUCUUAAUACGCAAGACCUCGUUGUCCUUGUUGCUGGACACACGAUAGGAACGGCCGGGUGUGGUGUGUUUAGGAACAGGUUCUUCAACUACAAGAACACAGGAAGUCCGGACCCAACCAUCUCCCCCAGUUUCGUCCCUCAAAUCCAAUCUCAAUGUCCUCUCAACGGCGACCCUGCCACUCGUGUCGUACUAGACACAGGAAGUGGAGACCAGUUCGAUACGUCGUAUCUUAACAACUUGAGGAAUGGUCGAGGAGUCCUCGAGUCCGAUCAGGUCCUAUGGACUGAUCCCCAGACCCGACCCAUCGUGGAACAGCUUUUAGGACUAAGGUUUCCAUUUCUGUGGUUCGGACAGGAGUUCGGGAGGUCAAUGACCAAAAUGAGUCAGAUUGAGAUCAAGACGGGUUUGGAUGGGGAGAUUCGUAGGGUUUGUUCUGCCGUUAACUCAUAAAGAAAAAAAUAGUUAACCAUUAUGAUAUGAUAUAAAGUAUGAAUAAAAAUGGAGGUCAUAAAUCCCAAGUGUUUAGUUACGUCAAUGUAAGUGUGAUACAAAAAACAUUUCUUAACUUAAGAUUUUCUUAAGAAC